CCUCCGAAGAAAGAAGCUGUUAAAACUUCCAAAAAUCUCUGAAGAAAAACUAUCGAAUAAGUUAAACGCAUAAACCGAAAACCAAUCGAAUACUUUGAUUUAUUUCUUCGAACACAACAAACAAGAUGAAUCGAUUCGUAUUUAUCCAAAUUUUGUGUGCUUUCGUAUUAGCGAUACACGCGUUUCCUCAACAACCAAAAUCCAAAAGACCUAUACCCGUGUUUAAACAAAAUCAAUUAGGUGGAUUACAAUUACCGGACAAUGCGACACUCAUACGAGACAACAUCGUAGAUACAUUUUCCUGCAAAGAAAGAAUUUAUGGAUAUUACGCUGAUAUGGAAAAUGAUUGUCAAAUAUUUCACGUUUGUCUACCACAGACGAGAAAUGUCGCUAAAUGGAGUUUCAUUUGCCCCUCUGAAACGGUUUUCAAUCAGGUAUUUAUAUUUACAUUGUUUUUAUCUAGUUAUUUCUUUGUUAUUAUUUUUUUCUUUCCUUUCCUUUUCUUUUUUGUUUUUGUUAUUUUAUCUCUUUAUAAGGCCACUUUCGUAUGCACGCGAACGGAAGAAUCUAUACCCUGCGAGGAAUCGGAAAAAUAUUACAGUUUGAACGAAGAAAUUGGUAAGGAGGAAGAAAAUACCGAAGAAGAGACUACCAGAUCUCUUCCAGUAAAUGCUGACGUCGAGCCAGUGACAAACAAACCAUUUUCGAGAACUUCGAGAAUUUUAAGUCGACAAGGAUCGUCUCAACGUUAUUGACGAAAUUUUUUAAUUACGUCGAUCGCGAAUAAACUAACUUCUCUACUUCUACGUUGAACGAGAAACGAAAAAAUAAGAACAGCAACUUUUGUAUGCUACAUACGCUUGCCUUUAAUACAUAUAUCGCUAAGGUAUAAAAAAUAAAAAAUAAAAAAAAAAGAAAGAAUUAUAUGUAUUAUGUAAGUAAUGUAAUAAUUUAAGAUAUUCCAGAUUUUGAUUUUGCUCUUUAGUUUUAAUAGUAAUCGUGUAAAAAAGAAAAAAGGAUAAAAGUUUUAAAUUAUUUGGAAUCAUUCGAAUGAUUCUUAAUUUUAAUUCGUUUGUAAAAAUUUGCGUUAUAAUAUUAGGAAUAUACGUUAUUAAGUAUCGACGGUGUCUUAUUAACUCCUACAAAAAUAUUAUUAAUUGUAUUAUAUGUUGGAAAAUAAAAGACUAAAAUUGUAGAACAUUUUAACACUUCAAUGUGUUUUAUCAUUAUUUAACGUUACUUAAAUACAAUACAAACUUAAUGCUGACAAGCAGAAAAUAUAUAUGUAUGUGUAUAUAUAUAUAUAUAAUAUGUAUAUAAUAUAUACAUAUAUAUAUAUAUGUAUAUAUAUUACUACGAAAAUAACUAAUCCAUCUAGUGUAAAAUUAAUUAGAGAUACAACGAAAAAGAAAAAGAACAAAGGAAGAAAGAAAAGAACUAAAUCGAAAUACUUUAUACCAUUAUCGUAAUAUUAAAUACGGUGUUACUCGUAACACCCAAUAAUGUGAUCGUUGAUAUGUAUCGAUAUUGGUUUUCAAACUUAAACAAUUAAAAUAUAAAUAAAAUUAUAUCUAAGAAACGUACGAUAAACGAUUAGAAAAUAGUAUCGGCAAGACAAUGCAAAAUCGAACUUGGAGAACGAGAACUCCAUAUUUCUUACGUAGACAAGAAAAAAAUAAUACGUGUAAUAUUACAUUGUACAUUACAAGAUAUUUGUAUUUCUCGCUUAAGCAUGACUAAAGCAUAAAAUCAAAAUAAAGUCGUAGGCUUGAUUAAUAAAAGUCCAUUAAAAAAUUACUAUUUGAAGAAGAAGAAACUUAUUAUAAGAUGAAAAAAGCACUCUCACACACAAAGCGGCUAGAAA
Messenger RNA from Vespula pensylvanica (western yellowjacket), 1864 nucleotides. Its product is annotated as U-scoloptoxin(01)-Er1a-like. Gene Ontology annotation, cellular component: extracellular region. Lineage: Eukaryota; Metazoa; Arthropoda; Insecta; Hymenoptera; Vespidae. Bases 126 to 755 code for a protein of 209 amino acids. The record is from RefSeq and is a predicted model, not a curated record. The transcript has 2 exons. Gene Ontology annotation, molecular function: chitin binding.